This is a messenger RNA of Mus musculus (house mouse), 888 nucleotides long. It is a transcript of the gene Ctrl, whose product is annotated as chymotrypsin-like. NCBI's taxonomy places the organism in Eukaryota, Metazoa, Chordata, Mammalia, Rodentia, Muridae. The record is from RefSeq and is marked validated. The transcript has 7 exons. The coding region runs from base 33 to 827 and encodes 264 amino acids. Gene Ontology annotation, molecular function: peptidase activity; hydrolase activity; serine-type endopeptidase activity. Gene Ontology annotation, biological process: proteolysis.
GACCAUCUCAACACCAUUCCUUAUUUGUCACAAUGCUACUGCUCAGCCUAACCCUUAGCCUGGUCCUCCUUGGCUCCUCCUGGGGCUGUGGUGUUCCUGCCAUCACGCCUGCACUGAGCUACAAUCAGAGAAUUGUCAACGGGGAGAAUGCAGUGCCAGGCUCCUGGCCCUGGCAGGUGUCUCUCCAGGAUAACACCGGCUUCCACUUCUGCGGUGGUUCUCUCAUCAGUCCGAACUGGGUGGUCACGGCUGCCCACUGCCAAGUCACGCCUGGACGCCACUUUGUCGUUUUGGGAGAAUAUGACCGAUCUUCCAAUGCUGAACCUGUGCAGGUCCUCUCGAUCGCAAGGGCCAUCACACACCCUAACUGGAACGCCAACACCAUGAACAAUGACCUGACUCUCCUGAAGCUUGCCUCGCCAGCCCGGUACACAGCACAAGUCUCACCAGUCUGCCUGGCUUCCACAAACGAGGCACUGCCUUCGGGGCUCACCUGUGUCACCACUGGCUGGGGCCGAAUCAGUGGUGUGGGCAAUGUGACACCAGCUCGCCUGCAGCAAGUUGUUCUACCCCUGGUCACUGUGAAUCAGUGUCGGCAGUACUGGGGUGCACGCAUUACCGAUGCCAUGAUAUGUGCAGGUGGCUCAGGCGCCUCCUCAUGUCAGGGUGACUCAGGAGGCCCUCUUGUCUGCCAGAAGGGAAACACCUGGGUGCUUAUUGGGAUUGUCUCCUGGGGCACUAAGAACUGCAACAUACAAGCACCGGCCAUGUACACUCGGGUCAGCAAGUUCAGUACCUGGAUCAACCAAGUCAUGGCCUACAACUAAACUGUCCACAGAUCCGUUCCCCAUCUCAAUCUAAUAAACAUACUCGUCUCAGUUUCUCUUG